AUGUCUAAGGCUUAUUUUACUGGUCAGUUUAUUGCGGAUCCACCGACAACCACACUGCAACGGUUAAAAGCACUAAUGACCGGCAGUAUGCCAACAUUUAUAGAUGCUGGAUCAAAUUUUGGUGGAAGUAAAGUUAUUGAAGAUAAUUUAUUGAAACAAUGGAAGUUAGCUGGUAAACAAAUUCUCUUCGUUGGGGAUGAAACAUGGAUUGAAUUGUUUCCUGAUUGUUUCAGUCAUUAUAAAGCUUAUCCAUCAUUCAAUGUCAAAGAUUUAGAUACUGUUGAUAUUGGUGUUGAAAAUUACAUCCUUCAAGCUCUUGAUGCCAAUGAUAGCUAUAUUCGUCAAGAUGAUUCUAUUACAAGUAAUGUUCAACAUCGUCAUCUUCAACAAGAACAAGAACAGCAGCAACAAGGCAAACACAUACACUGGGAUAUUCUUAUUGGGCAUAUGUUAGGCAUAGAUCAUUGUGGACAUACAUACGGCCCCUUGCAUCCAGAAAUGAUGAGAAAGUUAAGUGAAUUGAAUACAUUUAUAAGUCGUAUAAUCUCAAAACUACAACCGAAUGAUAUUUUCCUUAUUAUGGGUGAUCAUGGAAUGACUCGAUCAGGUGAUCAUGGUGGAGAUAGUGAUGGGGAGUUAGAAGCAGCACUGCUUGUAUUCACUGGUAAUCAGAACACUUCUUCGCCAUCUAUCUUUUCUUCUUCAAAAGGAAUAUCAGCAGAGGAUGAUGUGACAACGAUGAAGAGGAAGAAGCCAAGAAAGCAACGGCUAGCUCAAAUUGAUCUUGUGCCAACAUUAUCACUUUUAACCGGUGUUCCUAUACCAUAUUCAAAUUUAGGAAUAUUAUGCGAAGAUUUACUACGAAAUCAUGUCAAUCUGCAUAAUGGAUUAGUAUUGAAUUUUAUUCAGAUGUUCACCUUUACGGCGAAUUAUUUCUACAACAUUAGUAAACUACCAUUGCCUUCAGAGCUUUCAUCUCAUAUGGAACGUUUAGUGCAUAGUUCAACGUAUGACUGGAUAUAUCGAUUGACUCCUGAAGAAUUGCUGACUAGUUUAAAAGCAUUACAAUCCAUCUUUCGUGAUCAUUGGACACAAUUUAAUGAGUUGGAAAUAUCCCUGGGCUUACUUCUCACACUGGCUAGUUUAUUCAAUCUCAUUUUAUGUAUUGAACAAGCUCAUGUGAUGAAAAAUCCAUAUCUGUGUAGUAUUUCUUUAUGCCUUGCUUGUAUCCUAUCAUUCCUAUGUAUGAAUUUACAAAUUCCUCAAAUUUUAUACUUUGUUUUUGUUAUUUUAUUGGUAUUAUCGCCGAUAUUUUUUGUAUUUUUGCAACAUAUUACUUAUAAUCUGUUUGACGCGUUUAAUAGUAGUAUGCUUUGUUUUGUUUUAAUUCUCCUGAUGUCAUUAAGUUAUUUAUCGAACAGUUUACUUAUUCAUGAAUUUCAUAUCACAUAUUAUUUUAUUCAAAGUUUUUUUAUUAUCCGCUUAGUUUGUGUGGUUUUAAAUUCCUGCACUACUGAAAAAACUGUCAUUAACAGUAGUAUUGUGAGUUUUUCUCAAAAUUGUGCCGCAUUUCUUUAUCGCUCACCUUCUGCCUUAAUUUUAUUUAGUAUUUUGAUGAUUUUUCGAAUGCUAAUCUGGCAUCUACUAAUUUGUCGUGAAGAAUUAAGCCUAAGCACCUCUACGCAUUGUCGAUCUACACUGGAUCCGUGGAUAACAAAAUCGCUGAGUAAAUUGGAUCCAAUGAAUGAAUUUUAUCCUAUUGGUGCUGUACGUGUUUGUUUUGCUAUAUUUGUGCUAAUCACAUGUCUGUACACUUAUUGGCAGUGGUGUUUGCUUUUGAGUGAUAAAAAUACGCCAAUAGACAGUAGUACUACUGAUUGUGGUAUUAGUAGUAGUAGUAUAAGGAAGAGGAGAAGGGGAAGAUUCUUAUUGUUUCUACUAAUUGGCGUUUUAUUAUCUUCAUUAUGGUUAGUAGAUUCUGGUCAAUCAGUUAACUGGAUUAAAUUUGUACCAACUAACAGAUUGCAUACAGUACGUGUUUGGAUUGCACGUAUUCUAUUGAUAAUAAUAUCCUGUACAUUUUGUCAAUUCCUGAAAUUCUCAUCGUCAAUAUGCCAUCUAUACGAGUCAAUCAAUCCGAUGACAUCUGGUUAUGAUAAAUUUAUGCAUGACAGAACUUUACUCAAUGCAUACACACAAUGGACUGUAACUUGUUUAACAGUCUUACCCUUUUGUGUUAUCUUAAUUUUCAUCAAUGAAUUUCAUGUGAUUUGGUUAGCCGGAUUUCUAAUAUUCAUCCGAUUAUUAUCGUUAUUGUUAUCACCGGUGGUGUCAUACACAUCGUUAUCGUCAUCAUCAUCGUCAUUAGUGAAGCAUUCCAGGAUUGCUGUACGAUGUCAGCAUGAAGAUGAAAUUAACGAUUCAUCGUUGCUUCAUGUGCCUAGGGAAAACAUCUCAUGGACUACUGCAGUAUUCCUAUGCUUACUGGAUAAUUUAUCGUUUUAUGUCACUGGACAUCAGCCUACACUGGCCAGUAUUCCAUGGGAUGCUGCCUAUGCUAUCUACGAAGGUGAUCAUAGUACACGUUGGUUGCCGGCAAUCACAGUUAUUUUGCAUUUAUACUCUGGUCCAAUAAUAAUUGCAUUCAGUCUACCAGUGGUCAUUAUUAUUUCUUUACAAAUAAAGUAUUAUAAUCAUCAAAGAUCAAAUGUAUUCUUCAGCGGGGAGCAUAAACUGAUGUCUGGUUGUUUUGAUUAUCGAUUUGUUGAUGCUUUAGAUUUAUUGAGUUGGCGAUUUUUCGCGUGUAAAUUUGUAUUGACUUUAGGUUGUAUGCUAAGCACUGGUAUUCUACGUCGUCAUUUAAUGGUAUGGAAAAUAUUUGCACCACGUUUGUUAUUUUCUAUUCUAAGCUUAAUUGUAUCAACUGUAUGCCUUCUAUUGACUCGUUACCUAACUAUCCAUUGUUUACAUAAUAGGAUUUGUAAAAUAUUACAAAAUAACCUGUAGUUU
Trichobilharzia szidati is the source of this 3009-nucleotide messenger RNA. The record is from the annotation of a GenBank genome assembly. NCBI's taxonomy places the organism in Eukaryota, Metazoa, Platyhelminthes, Trematoda, Strigeidida, Schistosomatidae.